Schistocerca gregaria is the source of this 2223-nucleotide messenger RNA. Its product is annotated as microtubule-associated protein 1B-like. The transcript is spliced from 6 exons. NCBI's taxonomy places the organism in Eukaryota, Metazoa, Arthropoda, Insecta, Orthoptera, Acrididae. Bases 1 to 2223 code for a protein of 740 amino acids. The record is from RefSeq and is a predicted model, not a curated record.
AUGCAUGGAGCAUGUAUUAUGGUCACUCUUCGGUCAGAUCAUCAGUUGUCAAGCGUCAUCAUCCUGACGCCUUCACCCCUGACACUGGAGGGCAGCAUUGGCCAGACACUUCCUGCCGAGUCCGAGGAUCGCAGUGACAGUGUACUGAGCUACAGCUGGUCCAAGAUGAUGGGCAAGGAACAGACGUCGCCAGAGGAGACCCACGAGCAAGAACAGACGAAGAGCAUCUCUGCGCAAUUACCGAUAUGGGGCAGCGAGCAGGAUGCACUGCAAGAGAAAAGCGUACUUCCAGGACCUGAUGAGCAGAGUGACAUGGAAGCACCAGUGGCGAAACUCAGUCACCAGACGGCAGCAGAGGAGAGUGAUUUACGACAACAGCUCCUCAAAAUGGACGAGCCUUUGGUGAUCGAGAGAACACUACGGCCAAUAUCAAAAGAAGGUGGCGUACAAACAAGUAUGGAAACAGUUGAGUUAAAAGAAGGUGGCGUACAAACAAGUAAGGAAACAGUUGAGUUGCUGUCACAGGAGAAAAAGGCAAAAGCACUACAAAAGGAUGCUGGUAUGCAGACUCAGCAGAAGAAAAGAGACGUCAAACCCCCGCUAAAGGAAAGUGGUGUUCAAACGAAGAAGUUACAGGACAGAAUUGACAAAGAAUUGUUACAUGAAAGAGGGGCCCAUGCAUCUCCUCCACGGAAGCGGCCACAGAAAGUGCAAAAGAAAAGUGAGAUAAGCAGUCCUUUAAAGAAGAUCGAGGAACAAAAGACACUGAAGGAUCACAAACCUAAGUUCCAGCCAAAGAAAGAGGUCGUGCAAGGUGCACCGAAAAAGGGAACCAACUUAUUACCAAUAAAACAGCGUCAAGGUCGAUCUUUACCGGAGAGCAGCCACACGCAGGCACCACUUAAGCAAACUCAGGAUCAACAGAUACCUAAGAGUGACUUUCAAGAGUCCUUAGAAGACACUAAAACGCAGCCAGUUACAUCUUGUGUAAGGACCGAGACUCCGUGGAGGCCAAAUCUGAUCCUCGUGCCAAUGCAGAAGAAUCAAGUCCAGACAAUACCAGAGCAGGAAGAGACUGAGGUGUUUGUGGAGAAUUACGAUAUUCAGUCAUUGCCAGAUGAUGGAGAAGGCCACACAUUGCAGAAAGGCAAAUCAAUACAGGAGUCACAGCAAAUACCAGAGCAAACCCAAGCCGUCAAAGACGUCGAGAGUGUCCGUGCGGAAAGCAACAGCAUGCUGGUAGAGUCGAAGAGCAGCUGCACGCAGGCAUCAAUGCUGUGGCUGCGAGGUUUACAGCGGCUGACUCAACAGCUGCAGGCAGCUCCUAAGCCGUCAGAAGAAUCCAUCGCAGCUCCGCAGGUCGAUGCUGUUAGUGAGCAACUAAAACCAGUCCAGGAAGACAUCAGACCGAAGGUGUCUUUCGUGGCGGACGUCAGCGUGAGUAGCGGGAGCUUGCUUAGCUGCACCGUGAACACUAUGCUGACUGCCUCCAGUUCAUCCAUCAUUUCCGAAUUUAAAAGAUGGAAACACUUUGACAGCUAUGGCGGAGACAAAGACAGCGCGAAAUUCGCCACCACAGCAGCAGAGGGCAUGGAUGAUACCAGGCCUGUCGUUGGCGGAGCUUCCGGUGACUCUCAAAUGAUUCAACAGGAGAAAGAGUUUGGAGAAACAUCUUCCCUUGCAUCGGAGUUCCACUUCGAGGAGGACAACGCUAUUCAGCAAGAGAUGCAAGCCACGUCAGAGAAAGGCGAGGACGAAACGAGCUGUCCUGAGCAGGUUCCGCAGCAAAAGAAGACUAGGCCAUCAGUGAGGAAGAGCAGGCCCAAAGCAGCUCCAAACAGACGCAGACCAGGAUCGCCAUUAAUGAGGGGCGUAGGUGAGACAUUACCAACGGAUGCAGCCACUGGAACUCUUCUAAAGCAGGAACGCACCCCAAUACAGCGGAAGAAUAUCGGCACUCAGACACUCAAAAGGAAGCACGUGUCUAGAGUACUGACGAAGAAAAGAGCAAUGCAUAAGACGAUAGAGGAAAGGCUGGAUGAAGAGCCGGAAGAGCAGAGUGAAGUGACUGAGGAGAAGACGAAGAAUGUGGAUGAGGAAUCCAGCACAGAGGCGGAACAAGACCUGGUGGUAACUCCUGCUCUUGAGAGCGGCAGGAAAAGCAGGUUGCUGGUACGAAGGACACCAGCGCAUCCAAAAAAAGCCUGCUUAGCUGCUUGGUGA